Molecule: messenger RNA, 4631 nt
Organism: Cynoglossus semilaevis (tongue sole)
Lineage: Eukaryota; Metazoa; Chordata; Actinopteri; Pleuronectiformes; Cynoglossidae
Gene: ddr2a
Product: discoidin domain receptor tyrosine kinase 2a
Exons: 17
Coding region: 739-3303 (854 amino acids)
Biological process (GO): positive regulation of neuron projection development; protein phosphorylation; positive regulation of phosphatidylinositol 3-kinase/protein kinase B signal transduction
Cellular component (GO): signaling receptor complex; plasma membrane
Molecular function (GO): protein tyrosine kinase collagen receptor activity; collagen binding; ATP binding
Source: RefSeq, a predicted model, not a curated record
UCACUGUGUCCCACUGCGGCCCGGUACCAAAUGACUUAUGGACCGGCAUCGGUCCCCAGACCAAGGGUUGGGGACCCCUGUCCUGAAUGAUUAUAUUUAGGUAAACCAUCAGCCUGGUCAAUACUUUUUUUUCUCAUUAACUUAAUUUUUUUUAACACAUUUGCAUUUGAAUUUACACUGUAUUUCAAACCUGAAGGAUGUGAAUGUGGAUGGAGAAUGGCAGCUUUCGAUGUGUCCCGUAACGCCGUAACAAAAUGACAGACAUCAGGAGAAAGCAACACAAACACUACCUUGAAUUGGAGUUGAUUCGCUCUCUGCCUGUCAGAAGAAAGUCUCCUCUCGGAGGAAGAAAGGUUUUUUUGAUCCAGCGUUGGAUUCAGACUUAAUUGAAACCUUAUGUGUGGCAUGAGGAAUUCUGGGACUUCUGGCACAUUCCCAAGAAUCCACAGAAUGUGAAGUCUUUUUCCCCCUUCUCUCUCUCUCUCUCUCUCCCUCUCGCUCUCUCUCUCUUUCUUUCUCUUUUCCACUUCUUACAUCAGCUCAGUGAGUCCUGCUCCGGGCGGCUGACGGUUAGUCAGUUAGUCAGUUAGUUAGUUAGUUAGUGAGUGAGUUAGAUGGUGAGAACAUCGAGCCAUCUGACUGUCACUUGGAUAACCAGGAACACUCUCUGAACAAAUGGUCUGAAAGGAGAAAAACAUCCAAAAAGUUGGAAGCCUGUCUCUGUGCUGUGUGUUUGGGAUGAAGCACCUGUGGGACACUCACUUCCUCCUCCUCCUCCUGUUCCUCUACCUCUUCGGAGCUGUUAGACCCCAAGUUAACCCAGGUGUGUGCCGGUACGCACUGGGCAUGUCAGGGGGUCAGAUACAGGACGAGGACAUCUCUGCUUCCAGUCAGUGGUCUGAAUCCACUGCUGCCAGAUAUGGAAGAUUAGACUCUGAGGAUGGGGAUGGAGCGUGGUGUCCGGAAAUAACCGUAGAGCCGGACAACCUGAAAGAGUUCCUGCAGAUCGACCUGCGCUCACUGCAUUUUAUCACCCUUGUGGGCACCCAGGGUCGAAAUGCAGGAGGCAUGGGGAAUGAGUUUGCUCAGAAGUACAAGAUCAAAUACAGCCGCGAUGGAAGUCGAUGGAUCUCAUGGAGAAACAGACAGGGCAAGCAGGUAAUCGAAGGGAACAGUAAUGCCUAUGACGUUGUACUUAAGGGUCUGGAGCCUCCUAUUAUUGCUCGAUUUGUCCGCUUCAUGCCCGUCACGGACCACUCCAUGAACAUCUGCAUGAGAGUGGAACUCUACGGCUGUGAAUGGCUUGAUGGUCUUGUGUCAUACAACGCUCCGGUGGGAGGACAGAUGAAUUUGGCCUCGGACACCGUGUAUCUGAACGACUCUGUCUACGAUGGAGCCAUCAUCCACAGCAUGACAGAGGGUCUUGGCCAAUUGACUGAUGGGGUAUUUGGUGAGGAUGAUUUCACACAGAGCCACAUCCACAACGCCUGGCCCGGUUACGACUAUGUGGGCUGGAACAAUGGAAGUUUUCCCAGUGGAUAUGUGGAAAUCAUGUUCGAGUUUGACCGCACCCGAAACUUCACCACAAUGAAGGUGUACUGCAACAACAUGCUCUCCCACAACGUGAGGACCUUUCAUCAGGUGGUGUGUUACUUUCGCUCAGAGUCCGAUUGGGAGGCAACACCGCUGUCCUUCAGCCCUGUAGUGGACGACACAAAUCCCAGUGCUCGCUUUGUCACAGUCAACCUGGCCAAUCACAUGGCCAGUUCUAUCAAAUGUCAGUUCUAUUUUGGUGAUGCCUGGAUGUUGUUCAGUGAAAUCACCUUCCAGUCAGACACAGCGAUGUACAACACAACUUUGGAGCCUCCGAAGAAACAACCAGAUGAAGACCCCACCCAUAAAGUCGAUGAUAGCAACACCCGAAUUUUGAUUGGUUGCCUUGUAGCCAUUAUUUUCAUUCUCUUGGUCAUUAUUGUCAUCAUCCUGUGGAGGCAAGUGUGGCAGAAGAUGCUGGAAAAGGCCUCUCGUCGGAUGCUGGACGAUGAACUAACUACUAGUCUGUCAAUACAGAGUGAGACGUUCGCCUACAACCACAACCAUUCCAGUGUAACCGGAGAACAGGAGUCUAACUCCACCUAUGAGCGCAUCUUUCCCCUCGGUCCCGACUAUCAGGAACCUUCACGUCUCAUAUCUAAGCUGCCGGAGUUUGCACAGACCUCAGAGGAACCUGCUUCUACCAGCACAGCAGCAUCUAAAUCUACCACCGCCACUGUCAUCCAGGAUGGUGCUCCUCACUAUGCGGAGGCUGACAUUGUAAACCUGCAGGGUGUGACAGGAAGCAACACGUACGCUAUUCCUGCGGUGACGAUGGACCUGUUAUCGGGAAAGGACGUUGCUAUAGAGGAGUUUCCCCGCAAACUGCUCAAUUUCAAGGAGAAGCUAGGGGAAGGUCAGUUUGGAGAGGUACAUCUAUGUGAAGCACAAGGCAUGCAGGAGUUCAUGAAUAAAGAGUUUUUAUUUGACAUCUCCGACGACCUGCCAGUUUUAGUGGCUGUUAAGAUGCUCCGUUCAGAUGCUAACAAAAAUGCAAGAAAUGACUUCCUGAAAGAGAUAAAGAUCAUGUCCCGUCUGAAGGACCCAAACAUCAUUCGUCUCCUGGCAGUGUGCAUCCACAGUGAUCCGCUCUGUAUGAUCACAGAGUACAUGGAGAAUGGAGACCUCAAUCAGUUUCUGUCACGACAUGAACCCGAGGGGCAACUCGCUCUGCUCAGCAAUGCCGUGACUGUCAGUUUCAGUAAUCUGUGCUACAUGGCCACACAGAUAGCAUCGGGGAUGAAAUACCUCUCCUCCCUAAACUUUGUUCAUCGAGACUUGGCCACGCGAAACUGCCUGGUGGGGAAAAAGUACACCAUAAAGAUAGCAGAUUUUGGCAUGAGCAGGAACCUGUACAGCGGUGAUUACUACCGCAUCCAGGGCAGAGCUGUGCUGCCAAUACGCUGGAUGUCGUGGGAGAGCAUCCUGCUGGGUAAGUUCACCACAGCCAGUGAUGUGUGGGCCUUCGGGGUGACUCUGUGGGAGAUACUGAACUUCUGCAAAGAACAGCCGUACUCACAGCUGACUGACGAGCAGGUGAUCGAGAACACGGGCGAGUUUUUCAGAGACCAGAAAAGACAGAUCUACCUGCCUCAGCCUGUGCUGUGUCCAGACCCGCUCUACAAAAUCAUGCUGAGUUGCUGGAAGAGGAACACAAAAGAGCGCCCCUCCUUCCAGGAAAUACACCAAGCCCUACUGGAUACACCAUAAGCCAUAAGCUCCAUCGUCUGCCACUCUUUAAAAAUGGUGCUUGACUCAAGCGGCAGACACACUUCAGGUUUGAGAUGUUUCCUUCGUGUGUGAGAGCCCUCGGAGGAUGCUAUGCUACAGUUUAGGAGACGCUUUCCCAUCUACUUAUCGCACUACGAACAAGAGAAGCUCCUUAAUUUCAAGGGAGGGUUUUCAGAAAUAUUCAUUUUAAUGACGUUACAUCUUCUGACCACUGACCAAGGACUCUUCCAGGGUGCACGAUUCCUUGGAUUUGGUGAAGUAUACGUGUUUUUCUCUGACAGCACUCACACAUCAUUUGACAUUUGACUUUUUGUUAAGUGAUGUAGCAGUGGAGCUAUCAGAGUCAUUCCUUAGUAAGGUUUUGUGUAUUAAGUAUUGUGUUUUCACUUCCAGUGCAAAAUGCACCAAGACGUCAAAAGGUUUUCAGACAUAAUUAGAAAAAAAAUAAAGUUUUUUGAAGCAAUAAAUGUAUUUCUCUGCAUACCGUCCAUUAAGGUCUAAACUCCACUGUCUUUCAGACAAGGCCACACCGUUCUUCUUUGACUGGUGUGAUACUUAUAAAAUCCCUUCAAUUUUGGGUAAAAAAAAUAAAAUAAGAAGGAGUUGGACCACAAUCUGCUGCAAAGCUUUAAAGGUGUACAUGUUUACGUUGACUUUUUGCUAAUAUUAUUGGAUGUUUACCCUGAAUUCAAGGACAAAGGGACAAAAUGUAUUGACACAAUUGGCAAAUAAAUACAUUUACAUUUGAAAUAAAAUCCACAUUGGUGUUUGGCGACAAGAAUUACUGAUAAAGGUCACCCUUUUGUGUGGAUCACCCAGACUCAUAUUCUACAUCGAUGUAUGUACAUUACUGUGUAUAUUCAAUGGAUAUUUGUAAAUCUCAAAUAUCAGUGUUUUGUAUUUUUUAUUUAUAUGUUUAUACAUGUGUUGUUUUUUGGGUUUUUUUUUUUUGCAUUUUCGAUGAUUUCUGAAGCAUUUUUACAGUGAACAAAUCAAGAGUCCAGUUGUCCUCAGUUCAUAUACGUUAUUAUGUAAAACCCAAUGUUGUCAUUGAAAACAUUAACAGGUGUGUUUUAAUAAUUCUAAUAUAAUAUUAUUAUAUAAUAUUACAACAAACAGAAAGUAAAAAAAAGUUUGAGUUUUGACAUGAAAGCUUCAUAAAGGUUUUUUUCUCCACACAUCUUGGACAAAAAAGUAUUUGUUUGAAAAAAAAAUUAGAUGUAUUUAUACUCAACGGUUGGCUUCUGAUUGAUGUACUGUCUGUGUUAUACACACUCUGUAAACAAUGUUUACAUUGAUAAGACAAA